UGGGCACCCCGUGAAGGCGGCGGCAGCGCUAGCAGCAUCGGAGGAUCGUCGUCUCCAGAGGGGGGGACACCUAAACCUGACAAGGGCGGAGAACAGCCGACCCGCGCGGAAAAGAAGCAAAAACACGACGGAAACUGAAGUAAAGGUUCCGUCCAGGGUGCGGAGGAGCCGGGAGGCGGCGGAGCAGCAGGAGGGCGGAGGCGGCGGACGAUGGACACACCGGAGCGGGCCAGCGGAAAUAGUUUUUGUUCGCGGGUUUCGGAGCAGAUGGAGAGCCAGGCCUCUCGCGGUGUUUUUCCACGGAUGAAGAAAAAGGCCCCACUAACGGGCAGGAGGGACCCACUCCGUGUGCUCUCACUUUCCCCCCCGUGUUUCUGAGCCUUUUCCGCGCCCACACAUCGGACGCUACGAGGCUGUCCAGACACCCGGUGUUGGCGGAGAAAGCAGACAGUCCCCCCCCUCGAUCCCCCCACCCCACCCCGACAUCCGUGAUCCAGCAGGCAGCUCCAGACGUGUGGAUCAUCCGGCUGCUCAAGAUCUCGACGCAGGGACAGAAGGGCAGUGGAGCAAUGGUUCAUCCUCCACUGAAUUAACGGACACACUCCUCCUGUUCAUGGGACUGCUGACCUGAUUUUAAAAACUCCACAUACGGUUGUGGAACACUUAAAAGAAACACUACAGACUCAGUUUUUUAUUCUAGUUUAGUUUAUAGCUUAUUUAUGAUCUUUUUUUUAUUUUUUUUAUAACAUCCCAGAGAAGCACUUGAACGCUUCCCCCUUUAACAGAGAGUAAAGGUAUUAGGGAUACAUUUAUGUGAUUAAAAACAAGCAUCGGCUUUUGGUGGAUUAUAGCAGCUCGUUGGAAGUUUUUGGGGUAGAAACCCCGGCAGGACUACCUCUGCACACCUUGUCGUUUUGACAAGGGGCUCGCUGCUGUUUUCCAGCAUCAACAGACUUAGUGCACGAGGCAGUUGUGGCUUCGUGACACUUUGUCCCAGCUGCGUUGGGAGAUGUUCCAAUUCAGCAAGUACCCCAUGGACAUUCUUGAAAUGCUAAGUGGACACCAAGCCCACCAAUUCAAAGGCCUUGGAUUGGAGCGGCAGCUGAGCCACCAACAGCAGGUUCAACUGCAGCAUCAGCAGCAGCUCCAGCAGCAGCACCAGCCCUCCGCUGACACCUCUGGGAGCCUCCUGUCCGGCCUCGGACUGGGGUCCCUCCAGAGUUCGCGGAGCAAUGCCUUUGCUGACUCCUCGUCCCUGUUCGCCAAAAUGAGUGCCCCCCCUACCAUAUCACAUCAGAGCCAGUCCUCGUCCUCUCACAGCUCCAGGAAGUCCAGCAAAAUGAGCAGCAGCAGCAGUGGGAGCUCCUCAUCGGGGUACCCUCAGUUCCUGCGGCCUUUCCACCCGGCCGAGGCGGCGCUGGCUCAGGAGCAGCUCCACACCGGGAUGGGACGUUUUGACUUUGGCGGGAGCGGUGGAGGAGUCGUGACCCCCGCACCGCCACCUCCCCCUCUGCACCCUGGUCUCUCAGUACCCCAGCCCUCCUCUGGUCCCCCCACUUCCUCGCCUUCUUCCUCGACCUCUGCUUCAGUCUCAAACAACCCCUCAGGAAGCACUGCGGUCCCUUUAGUCGGCCAGUCCGACCCCCGCAGCCUCCACCAGCAGUUCAGCUGCAUGCUCGCUGCUAACCAGUACUUCCUGUCCGGUGUUCCCACCAACAGCAGCCUCGAGCAGUUCCUUGUCCAGCAAGGAACUCACAAUCACCUGGGCUUGGGUCUGAGCCAAGGGUCCGCUGAGUCAAACUCCCUGGCCCCUCCCCCUUCCCUCCACUCCUCCCACAGCCACAGCCACACAGCUCCACAGCCUCAGCAGCAGCAACAACAGCUGACCCCUCACGCCUUAUCUCAUCCACACAGCCACACUCACCACCCGCACCCCCUGCACCCUGCCCCACAGCCGGCCCCCCUGGGUGGCUUUGAUUUCCAAGGCAUUCCUGUGCUAUCCUCUAACCAGAUAGCAUCUCUAAUGCAGCAGGAGGCCGGCCUGCCCCUCCCCCUCCCCCUGCACCUGUCCCUCUCUAAAGACGACUCGGCAAAGGUGGGAGACAGCUCGUCCACGUCGACUUCAAGUGGAGGAGGGAGCAGGAGAAAGAAAGCGAUGGCGGGCUACCUUCCCCAGAGAAAAUCAGACAGUAGCAGCCACGGUCACAGCACUCACAGCCACAGCAGCGGCAGUGUUGGAAACUGCCAUAACAGCAGCUCGAGUGGGCACAGUCAGAGCUCCUCGUCGGGCCUGGUGGGAGGAGGAUCUGGGGGCGUUGGGAUAAGUGGCAUCGGAAGUGAGCCACCGCAUUCCUCCCUCCUCUCGUCAUCCUCCCAGCAGUCAUCCUCCACCGUUUCGUCCUCCUCCUCCUCGUCUGCCCCUUCCUCUAACUCCACUUCUGUGCUUGUAGCUAACGGCAACCAACAUAAAUCCCAUGGGAGCCACAGUAACAGUUCAUCUGGCCUGCCCGAGCCAGAACCCCUUUACCACUGUGGCGAGUGUGGGAAAACUUUCACUCACCUCUCGAGCCUCAGAAGGCAUCUCCGCAGCCACGGCCUGACACCGGAAAGCCAAAGCAGGAAGUCGGACUGUAACUCCCCGAGCCCAGAGAGGAUAUUCUGCUGUGGCGAGUGUGGGAAGCGGUUCAAAAAGAGGGGUCACCUGAUCCAGCACAGCGUCACCCACUCAGAAAACCGGCCUUUCGCCUGCAAUAUCUGCCAAAAGUCUUUCAACCGUCGAGAGUCGCUCACUAGACACGAGAAGAUUCACGACGAGAAGCCUUUCCGCUGCCCCGCUUGCGGGCGUUGCUUCCGCGAGAGCACUUCCCUCCUCAACCACGCUGCUUCAGGCGCCUGCGGGAAACCACCCCGGAGCUCAAAAAACCGGGCAAACGCCGGCGGGAGCGGCUCAAACAACCCGAGCAGCAGUAAAAUGAGAAGCAGUGGAGACACGGUAGGCAUUUCAAACAAUAGUGCAGCUUUGGCAAAUGAUAAAUAUGCAACUGAUUAUUCCAGAAAUCGCUACCAGAACCAGUCGCCCUACAGCAGCGGGGUCGACGACUACAGAAGAUCACAACCCUCUUCUCUGUACUCCUCAGAAAGCACGCUAGCCAGUGAAAUGACCAGCCAAACUCUCCGCAAGGCCCCUUUAGCCCCGACUCUCCAUCCCCACCCACAGAACCAGCACCACCACCACCAACAGCAGCCGCCGCCACAGCAGCCUCAUCUACCGCUCUCCUCCCUGCUGGACGAUUCUGAGGACGAGGUCACCAGCAGCGCAAUGUCGGCCAUUGCUGCUGCGGCCGCCGCCUCUUGUGAUAUAAACACAGAAGGCCGGGAAGGAGAAAGGAGGGACAUCAUUGGUGGCCUGUUGGGGGGGUUGGGGUUUGGUAACCUGGGUGGACCGUCGUCCACGUCCAGCCUCAACGGUUCCACCAUGCCUUUGACCCAUCCCAGCCAGCCACACAUGAAACCCAGAAAGCAGAGGAAGCCGAGAGAGAAGAGGGAUCCCAACACUAUUGUGAGGCGGAGGAGGAGUCCCGCGCCGCCGGGGGACGGAUCGGAGAGGCCGUACAGCUGCCAGAUUUGCGGCAAACGCUUCAGGAGGGCGGAGACCUUGCGGCGCCACAACCGCGUCCACACAGGGGAGAAACCUCACUCCUGCGACGUCUGCGGCAAAAUGUUCCGCGAGCCUUUCCACCUCACCAAGCAUCUCACGGUGCACUCGGGUCAAAAGAACUACAAGUGCAAUCUGUGCGGGAAGAUGUUCGCCUACGCUCAGAGCCUGGUGAGACACGGGAAGCUGCACAGACGAGGGGAAAUCGACAACCAGGGGAGGAGGGUUAAAGGUGCGGCUGCUGCUGCUGCUGCUGCUGCCGCCGCCGCUGCCACCAUCAGUCAAGUCCCUAAUUCAGGAAACGCUGAUUACUUCUCAUCAUGCUCCCAAGGAGAGAAGUCUCCAACACAUGGGACCCCCUCUCAGAGGCUUUACACCUGCACAGUGUGCUGGAAAUCAUUCCGCCAUUACUUCCACCUGACGGCACACCAACAGACGGUCCACGGCGGCGGCGUGGGGCUGGAGAAGUCCUUUCGUUGUGAAGUGUGCGGUAAAGCCUUCGCCUACUCCAACAGCUUAGUGCGCCACAAGCUGUCCCAGCACGGCCUCGAUCGCAGCGGCCAGCGAGUCAACCAGUCUCAACCUUCCGGAUACUCGCCGCUCUUCUACGAUUCAGGAUCAGGUCCAAACUACGCCGGGGGGACUCACAUGCAGCAAGGCGCCCCGGGGCCGCAGCAGCAACCGCAGCAGACGCCACAGGUGCAGCACCCUUUUCACUACCGCCCAAAAAACUUCCAAAAGCGACAAGGAGGGACAAGAAAGCACAGAAAGAAAAAAAGGCGAGUGGUGAUCCACAGCAUCAUGAGGGACGGGAAGCUGGUCGGAGUCCCGCUGAGUAAAGACACCCGCAAGAAGCUGCUGAUGCUGAGGAAGAGGCGGGGCAAACUGCAGGCGCAGCUCAACAAGAAGAAGCUGCUGGCCCAGCUGAGGGUGAAAGGCAGCGUCAUGAAGGUGAAGUCGUGGACUGGUGGCGCUGUAACCGUCACCGGGCUCAGCUCGAUGGACAUCCCUAUCAAGCGCUUCCCCUGCCCCAUCUGCCCCAGCGCCAUGUACGCUAAGCAGGGAUCUCUGAUGAUCCAUUACGCCAUCAGGCACCCGCCGAGAAACUCAGGGCGCGGCGCCCGUCUGCGGUGCCAGGUGUGCGGGAGGCGCAACAGCUCACUACACAAAGCCUUGAAACACAGGGGCCAGCAUGUGAAACAAGCUGCAUUCCAGUGCCACAAAUGCCGACACCGUUUCUGGAACCCGGGACUGCUGGCCCGGCACAAGUUCUCCUGCCGGGGGUCGACCAGCGGGAGCGGAAACUGGGAACUGCUGAAGAUGAAAUCUCCGCCGUCUCAGUCAGAGAGUGAACAUUCACCGAUCCAGCUAACGGUUCCAGUUCUGGUUCAGCCUGAGAGAUCAACAGUUCUGACUGAGUACAGUCAGUAAAAAAACAAAAAAAAAACACAAAAAAAACAGUUUUCUAGAAUAGAUUGUUUUUAUGUUUAUUUUUUUUAAAUAAUCCAACAAGCAAACAAGAGCUAGUGAGUUUUUAACAGAACAAGACGGGAGAGCGGGGGAGGGUUUAGUGUAACUACCAUAAUGUCCCCACAACGCUCUCAGGUAAAUCUGUGAACAGUCCGAACGACUACAGCCGAGGUGGUCGAUAAAAAAGAGCGUGGACUUCAAAAGGCCGGAAAUCAACCGCCCUCAUUAUCGACCUUUUUUCCGACCUUUUUUCCUUUCCCGAAGGCGAAGAAAACCUCGACGGCCUGAGAGUUUUUUGGUAGCACCUGUUUGAAGAGGAAAACAUUAAUCCUGUGUCCUUUCCAUUCUAUUUUUUUAUGUUGAAGUUCCCAUUAGCAGUGUUUGUGCAUACAUAUGGUUUCACGCCGAUAGUAGAAGUGAGGUACCUUUUAGUACCCGUUUAUUUUUUCAACUUGUUCUCACAUAAUCCACCGUCGAUCCGUAUAGUCAGUCCGUGUCUCUUUGAUCUGUACGUGUUUAUUUGUUACCCCAGUGGAGAGUCUCUCACUUUUUUAUACACCGAUAAUCUGCCCCCGACGUAAUUUAAAAAAAAGACCUCGAGUCAAUCUGACGUUAUAACCAGUCACGCAGCGGCGACGCUACACUGCUGGCGUGCGUGACUUAAAAAGGACAGAGCGGAGAAGUGUUGUUGAUCUUGUUAUUAGUGUACACUACUUUUUGUCAUUUUUUUUAACGAGUCGUGAACGGAGAGAAAACGCGACUCAAACUGUUAAUGUGUUCAGGAUCUUACAAAGGACGACAGAAAUAACCGAGUGUACAAUUGGUAUUAUAUUUUAUUAUAUAUUUGCUGUUUUUUACUCCAAGUAUCAUUUCUUUUUAUCAUUGUUGGUAUUGUACGGGUGGGAGGGAACGAGUUGGGGACUUUGUAAAACAGCGGGAUGAGUGUAUGUAUCGAUGUGACCCCCCCCCCCCCCGAACCCCUUUCUACCCGCUCCCUCGUUGCCACAGCUAUGCCCAGUUUUUGUAACAAAAGCGUGUACACAUAGUCCCUUACUUAGGUCCUGUCCAGACGUGUUUUUUUUCUUUUUUCUGUAAAACUAAAACAUGUAAUAUUACUAAAUUACUAUCCUUUUCUUUGCCUAAAAGUGAGUUGUUGAAAACCCUCGAAUCAAAUAAAAAAAAAAACUGAAAUGUUACAAUGA
Messenger RNA from Labrus bergylta (ballan wrasse), 6327 nucleotides. The record is from RefSeq and is a predicted model, not a curated record. NCBI's taxonomy places the organism in Eukaryota, Metazoa, Chordata, Actinopteri, Labriformes, Labridae.